AUGGAGGACAAAGAAAAACUCAAGAAGUCCAAGGUUAUCAAAAUACACUCUCAAAAAUCAUGGGAACACUACAUCUCUCAUGCCACCAAUCAAAAGUACCCUGUUGUGGUUCAUUUCUCUGCUUUCUGGUGUGUGCCUUCUACAGUAAUGAACCCUUUCUUUGAAGAACUGGCCUCCACUUAUCAAGAUGUUCUGUUUCUGACAUUGGAAGUGGAUGAGGUUAAGGAAAUUGCCGCCAAGAUGGAAAUCAAAGCCAUGCCCACUUUUCUGUUGCUGAGUGGAGGGACUCCAGUAGACAAAAUUGUGGGGGCAAAUCCUGAAGAAAUAAGGAAAAGGAUUGAUCAUUUUGUUCACUCAAGUCGCUCCUACAAAUCUGAGUAA
Sphenostylis stenocarpa is the source of this 381-nucleotide messenger RNA. NCBI's taxonomy places the organism in Eukaryota, Viridiplantae, Streptophyta, Magnoliopsida, Fabales, Fabaceae. The record is from the annotation of a GenBank genome assembly.